This is a messenger RNA of Erythranthe guttata (spotted monkey flower), 2193 nucleotides long. NCBI's taxonomy places the organism in Eukaryota, Viridiplantae, Streptophyta, Magnoliopsida, Lamiales, Phrymaceae. The record is from RefSeq and is a predicted model, not a curated record.
AUGGAUUCUCAAUCUACCGGUAGUAGCGUUAAUUCUACAUCGACGACUACAAAAACUAAGGAUAACGAUCUCCAUCCUUUGUGGAAAUAUGUGAUUAAACUUGGUAAAGCGGGGGAAGGUGCCGGUGGUAAUUGUAGAUGGUUGUGUACUUUCUGUAAUGAAGAAAAAGUAGGGAGCUACACUAGAGUUAGGGCUCACCUAUUCCAAAUAAGUAAUAAAGGGAUUACUUCUUGCAAAAAAGUGAGUAGAGAAAGUAUCGCCGAAAUGAAAAAAUUAGAAGAAGCGGCGACACAAAUAGCCAUGAAUUCACAACCUAAAAAUGUGUCUUUGCCUACUACCGGAAAUACAACCAUGAGUUCGUUGUCUGGUGGUACAAGUGAACAAAAUACUUUUAAUGUUUUGAAAAGGCAAAAAGCCGGCGAUCGUGAUAAUCCUAUUGCUAAAGCUUUUGAUGCUAAUGUUAGGAAUCAAUUGGAUGCAGAGAUUGCCAGAAUGUUUUAUACUGCAGGUUUGCCUUUUAAUUUUGCAAGGAAUCCUUAUUAUGUUAGUGCUUUUUUAUUUGCUUGUAACCACUCGAUACCUGGUUAUCUUCCUCCUGGUUAUAACAAAUUGAGAACCACAUUGCUCGAACAAGAAAAAACGCAUGUCGAGAGAUUGUUAGAGCCGAUCAAGAGCACAUGGUCAGAGAAAGGGGUUACCAUCGUGAGUGAUGGUUGGAGUGACCCACAAAGAAGGCCGUUGAUUAAUGUUAUGGUUGUUUCUGACUGUGGGCCGAUGUUUAUCAAGGCUGUUGAUUGUUCUGGUGAAGUAAAAGAUAAAAAUUUUAUCGCGAGUUUACUGAAAAAAACUAUCGAUGAGGUGGGGCAUCAAAAAGUGGUCCAAAUCAUCACUGACAAUGCGAGCAAUUGUAAGGCUGCUGGUGAACUCAUUGAAGGUUGGUAUCCUCAUAUUUUUUGGACUCCUUGUGUUGUUCACACUCUGAAUCUAGCUUUGAAGAAUAUUUGUUCGGCUAAAAAUGUGGAAUCCAAUCUAGAGACAUAUGAUUUGUGUAGUUGGAUCACCAUUGUUCAUGAGGAUGCUGUGCAAGUCAAAAAUUUUAUCAUGAAUCAUGCGAUGAUAUUGCCUAUGUACAAACGAUUUGCCCAUUUAAAAUUGCUUUCAGUUGCCGACACUCGAUUUGCGUCUAUUGUUGUCAUGCUUAAAAGAUUUAUGCUUAUCAAACGUGCUUUACAGCUAUUAGUGACGUGUAACCAAUGGACAUCAUACCGAGAAGAUAAUCAAAGCAAAGCAAAAUUUGUCAGGGACACAGUGUUGAGUGAAGAGUGGUGGGAAAAAGUUUCAUAUAUUCUAGCCUUCACUGAACCUAUAUAUGAGAUGAUUAGAGUUUGUGACACGGAUAAGCCAUGCCUUCAUUUGGUUUAUGAGAUGUGGGAUGCUAUGAUUGAAAAGGUGAAGAAAGUUAUUUAUGACCAUGAAAAAAAAUCGAUGUAUGGAUUUUCUGCUUUCUUUGAUGUGAUCCAACAAAUUCUAGUUGACCGAUGGGCAAAAAACAAUACUCCUCUUCAUUGUUUGGCUCACUCUCUAAACCCAAAGUAUUACAGUGAAAAAUGGCUUUUAGAGGGACAAGGUAGAUUGGCUCCUCAUAUGGAUGGGGAAGUUUCAUCCGAAAGAAUCAAAUGUUUUAGAAGAUUUUUUCCAGGUAUAGAGGAGCGUACGAAUGCAAUUGAUGAAUUUGCAAAUUUCUCUCUCAAGACUGGGCCAUUUGGAGAUCCGGAUUCGAUUGUAAGUAGAUAUGAUGUCGAGCCUAGGAAAUGGUGGGCAUGUUAUGGUUCGAGUGCUCCUUUACUUCAAAAGUUGGCUUUCAAAGUGCUUGGACAACCUAGUUCUUCAUCUUGUUCCGAGAGGAAUUGGAGUACUUAUUCCUUCUUUCAUUCAUUUAGAAGGAAUAAGUUAAAUCCUAAACGUGCGGAGGAUUUGGUCUUCAUUCAUACCAAUCUUCGUCUUUUGUCUAGAAGUAGUGUUCAAUACUAUGAUGAUAAGACAAAAAUGUGGGAUGUGGGUGGAGAUGAUUUUGGCAAUAUAGAAGAUGAAGAAGUUCUUGAUAUUGCUCAAGGAGUUCUGGAUAUUGCUCAACUUUCAUUGGAUGAACCCGAAUUGGAGGGUGUAAUUUUUGCCGAAGACGUGGAGACUUGA